AUGCAGCGCGUCUCAUCCCGGCUGAGUUACCUGUUCCUUCACUUGGUCGCCUUCUGCUACUACGCACAGGUAACCAAUCAGUCCCCGCCUAAUUUCACGCAGCAUGUAAGCGAGCAGAGUAAAGUGACGGACCGCGUCAGCCGCAGGUUGAUUCGGACCUACCAGCUAUACAGCCGGACCAGCGGGAAGCACGUGCAGGUUCUGCCCAACAAGAAGAUCAACGCAAUGGCCGAGGACGGAGACGUGCACGCCAAGCUCAUUGUGGAGACGGACACGUUUGGGAGCCGUGUGCGCAUCAAGGGAGCUGAGACGGGCCUGUAUAUCUGUAUGAACAAGAGGGGCAAACUCAUUGGCAAGAAAAACGGGCAGGGUCGUGACUGCAUCUUCACGGAGAUCGUGCUGGAGAACAACUACACGGCGCUGAAGAACGCGCGCUACGAGGGCUGGUACAUGGCCUUCACGCGCCGCGGGCGGCCCCGGAAGGGCUCGCGGACACGUCAGCAUCAGCGCGAGGUCCACUUCAUGAAGAGGUUGCCGAAGGGCCAGCAAGUCUCCCACCCCGCGCACCCCCGACCCUUCGACUUCCUGCACCACCCCUUCAGCCGCAGGACUAAGCGCACGCGCUACUCGCUGCAGCGCUGA
Molecule: messenger RNA, 642 nt
Organism: Lampris incognitus (smalleye Pacific opah)
Lineage: Eukaryota; Metazoa; Chordata; Actinopteri; Lampriformes; Lampridae
Gene: fgf8a
Product: fibroblast growth factor 8a
Exons: 5
Coding region: 1-642 (213 amino acids)
Biological process (GO): positive regulation of gene expression; positive regulation of cell population proliferation; limb morphogenesis
Cellular component (GO): cytoplasm
Molecular function (GO): growth factor activity; type 1 fibroblast growth factor receptor binding; type 2 fibroblast growth factor receptor binding
Source: RefSeq, a predicted model, not a curated record